This is a messenger RNA of Cryptomeria japonica (Japanese cedar), 2325 nucleotides long. Its product is annotated as lipase-like PAD4. The record is from RefSeq and is a predicted model, not a curated record. Lineage: Eukaryota; Viridiplantae; Streptophyta; Pinopsida; Cupressales; Cupressaceae. The transcript is spliced from 4 exons. Gene Ontology annotation, biological process: lipid metabolic process. The coding region runs from base 211 to 1734 and encodes 507 amino acids.
GGAAAGGACUGUUGAUGGUCAGCGAGGAGAUGCUGUCAUCUACCGCUAACGGGGUUCAAAGACUUUGCCGUUGGCCGAUGCUGGGGUUUUGUCGUAUGCCGCCCCUGGUUCUGGUGCAGCUGCAUCUGUUGGGCAGAGGCCUCGACUGGUGUGGCUCCGAGGUUCAGUGUUGGCCAGGAGCUUGGAAGUUUGAUUGCUACCUGUGGGAUCAUGACCAAGGCUUGGGAGGAGAUAUGCAGUAUUUCCAACAAUGAAGGAGACAGUUUUCUUCUGAAAAAAGAUGAAGAUGUAGUAUAUGUGAUCUUCCCUUCGUUUCGAAACGAAGAUUUCAUUGUCUCAGAUAGCAAAUAUGGAGAGUGCAAUAUCCAGAAUGACAAAAUCUUCCCUGCUAGCCUAAAGGGUGAUGAUGAUAAUCCAGCUCUUGUUCACAAGGGAGCUCUCAACCGAUUCCGGCAUAUUCUGGAAAAUUCAGAAUUCAAGGCCAAGAUGCAAGGUUUUAAGGAACAAGUCAUUAUAUUUGUGGGCCAUUCCAUUGGAGGUGCAGUUGCUGCCCUGGCCACUCUCUCGUUUCUAGAAAAGCGGUCGAGAAACUCCAAUUUCUUUUGCAUUAAUUUUGGUGCUCCUUUGUUUGGAAAUGCCAUAAUUCGGGAGGCAGUUGGGCGUGAGGAUUGGUUGGGCAGAUUUUGUCAUGUUGUGUGCAAGUAUGAUAUUGUUCCCAGGAUGUACCUUGCACCAUAUGAAUCAAUUGCCAAGCCAUUGGGUGCAAUUGUACCUCACUGGCGGAGCAAAAUGGACGUUGACUGCGUUGCUGUACCACUUCUUUCUAUUUCGGAAGCUUGCAUGACUCUUCUUAACAAUGUCCUCAAGUGCACGUCUACUACAGCAAACAAUUACCCUGGAGAACCUGGUGAUAGAAGCCCGUUUGUACCCAUCGGUACUUAUAUGUUCUGUUCAACCCAUGGUGCAGCUUGUUUUGAGGACUCUGAAGCUGUCCUUAAGUUGCUGCAUUUCAGUAUGCAAAGCCAAGAAGCAAUAGCAUUCGAUCAAAUUGCAGGCACCUGUAUUUCAGAGCACACGGAUUAUGGCCAUAUGUUGAAAGGUAUCGAUCAAGCCUUGCUAAAUGCAAGACAGUUUACAAACUUCGUCUUAAACUCCUUUGAGAUGGGAAUAACUAAAUUACAGAAGAAACAAAAUCCUCCCCAAACAGAAAGACCAGCACCCAAAAUCAUCCCCAACACGAACACCAAAAACUUUUCAAUAAAGAGAAAUCAGCAAGAUAUGAACAUUGAAAAACUCAAUACGAAGUUAAGCGAGAACCAAAGUCAUAUGGCACAGGUGGAACAGUACAAAAUGCUUUGUAAGGGUAACAAAAUCGGCUAUUAUGAUGUUUUCAGACAGUCUGAUGCCAAGAGAGAUUUUUAUGUAGAUAUGGCCAGAAGAAAGUUGGGUACUUUCUGGGAUGACAUUGUUGAGAUGGAAGAGAAGCAUGUAUUGCCCAGUGACUUCCGAACCAGAAAUAAAUGGAUCAAAGCGGGCACUGCAUAUAGAAGGCUUGUAGAGCCUCUGGACAUUGCAGAGUACUAUCACAUAAGGAAGGGAAACAAAAGCUAUCUUUCAGAUGAGGUCCGACCGCAUCGUCACAUAGUUCUGGAGAAAUGGAUGAAAGAAAAAGAGCAAACUCGCACUGUUAGAGGAAAAAAGGGCCGCACAAAUUUUGCAUCCUUAAUUAACUGAGGACUCAGUAUUCUGGGCUCAUUUAGAAGAGGCUCGUAAAGCCUUAAUAAGUCUCCAACAAGAGCAAGACAAGAAAGCCCCUCUGCAAGAGAGUCUUGAGUUCGAAAAAUACGUAGGGAGUAUGAUCUCAGGAAAGACCGUAUCUGCUGAGGUAUUUUUGGAGCAGAGUAGCUUCAUGAAAUGGUGGGAACAAUACAGUGAUAUUCAACUUCAAUCCCCACAGUGGAGUUCAAGCUCUCCCUUGUUCAACGUUAUGCCCAAUGCGAGUUGGAAAUAAAAAGUGUAGAAGGGCUUUUGCCACACCGACGGAGAUGUCAUGAGCAUAUCUGAUUAGUAUCAGUUAUCUGAUAUGGGGGUUUGUGUUCUUAUUUUCAGGUUCAGUUUGUUUGGUAGAUGGACAUAAAACUUCUGCAUUAAAAUUUUUGUUCCUCAAAUGUGUUUUUUGUUUUCAACAAUCCUAUCAGAUCUUUGGAUUUGAUGUAUUGUUGGAAUGAGUUGAUUUGUAAGGGUUUUCUGUCAAAAUGUCUGUUACAUUCUAAAUAAUGUGUUGGAUGAUGUCACAUCUAUAUAGACUAUCUUUUUAUUUUGUUA